UGUACUUUCAGCACUCUAAGAGAGCAGAAAAUGGGUUCCACGGUAUCUAAAGACAUUGAGAGCAUGGCUUCAAGCCAAGAGCAGACAGAUACUACUGACGAAGACAAUGUAGUAGGAAGAGCAGUUGAUCAACAAGAGCAGACAGAUACUACUGACGAAGACAAUGUAGUAGGAAGAGCAGUUGAUCAACAAGAGCAGACAGAUACUACUGACCAAGACCAUGCAGUAGGAGGAGCAGUUGAUCAACAAGAGCAGACUGAUCCUACUGACCAAGACCAUGCAGUAGGAGGAGCAGUUGACCAACAAGAGCAGACUGAUCCUACUGACCAAGACAAUGAUCCUACUGACCAAGACAAUGAUCCUACUGACCAAGACAAUGCAGUAGGAGGAGUUGACCAACAAGAGCAGACAGAUCCUACUGACCAAGACAAUGCAGUAGGAGGAGCAGUUGACCAACCACCUGAUGACCUGCAACACCGUGAGAGUCAGGAAAAAGAACUAAUGGAGCUCCGUGAAAGUGUCCAAACUCAAAGAGGUUUGAUUGCAAAGUGCAAUGCUCUGAAUUUGGCCAAAGAGGCCAUUGAGAAAGACUUGAGACAAGAAAUUCAGGAGCUAAAGAAUACGCUGACGCUGUACAAAGCAGAGCACCUGAGAGCAAAUGAGGCUCUGCAGCAAGAGAUUGAGGAGCUCCACAAAAGGCUGUCUUCGGAGGAAAGGUGUGAUGCAAAGAGGGACACAAUUGAAGCCAUGAGGUUCCAAAAUGACACAAUGAGAGAGGAGUUCGAGGAGCUCAAGAAGAAUCGUCAAACUAUAGAAGCUUUGGAUGAAGUCUUCGAUGCACAUCGGGCAGAGGAAGAGGCGAUUAGCCAGGAAAACGACGAACUCCAACAACGUAUUCAGGACAUGCGCAAAAACAUCCGUAAUGAAAAGUCUUUGCAGGAAAUGGAUAACACGGUGACAGCAUCAUAUGUGGUCCUCAGAAAACAAAGUGACGCACUGCAACAACAACUCAUGGAGCAAACCAAAAAGUAUGACGAACUGAAAGUUCGGGAAGUCAUGUGGAAGGAGAGGAAGAGCAGCAUGGACUUAUUGAGCAGACAAAAUGAUAACAUCGAACAACAAGUUCAGGCGAUUACAAGAAAGGUCCAGAACAAAGAAAACUUGGAGAAGAAAAACAGGCACAUUAAAUCAGAAGAAAAAGUCGUCUCGACCAGAAAUACAGAGCUUCUCAAAAUACGUGGAAAGCUCUACUCAAAGCUUCUAUGUAUUGGCGACCAUGAAGACAGUUGCCAAACUAUGACAGACGAGAUAGAAGCCAUGAGAGAGUUCAAUCAGAAUCUCCAAGAAGAAAUCCAGGCACUCAACGAGGAGGUCAUAAACAAAACUGCUUUGCAAGCAAAAUAUAAAUCAAUGAAAGCAGAGAAAAAGGUUCUAACUCACCAAAAUGACAACCUGCAUAAAGAACUUCAGGAGCUGCACAAAACGAUUACAAAGGAACAAGCUUUGAAAGACAGGAAUGCUAUCCUUGCAGAAGAAAAUGAAUUAUUGCGCAAUCAAAACCUCUCACUUGACCACGAGAUCCAGGCGCUCUACAGCAGACUCCAAAGUGAGAAAGUAUUGGAGGCCAUACAUCAGUUGCUGAAGGUACAAAAAAAUGCCAUAAGCCAGCAAAAUGAUUCACUUCGACGAGAGAGCCGGGUGCUCCAUAAAAGGUUGAAAAGACAAGAAACUUUACAAAAUCAGUGCAAAGCGACGAACGCGGAGAAAGAGAACAUCAGCCGAGAGCGUGACAUCCUACAACAAGAAAUCCAGCUGCUGAACAGCAUGUGAGGAGCUGUGUUGUGG
Messenger RNA from Sebastes umbrosus (honeycomb rockfish), 1845 nucleotides. RefSeq names its product sporulation-specific protein 15-like. NCBI's taxonomy places the organism in Eukaryota, Metazoa, Chordata, Actinopteri, Perciformes, Sebastidae. The record is from RefSeq and is a predicted model, not a curated record. The coding region runs from base 31 to 1830 and encodes 599 amino acids. The transcript has 2 exons.